Messenger RNA from Syngnathus acus (greater pipefish), 2785 nucleotides. RefSeq names its product solute carrier family 25 member 23a (gene slc25a23a). Gene Ontology annotation, biological process: transmembrane transport. The record is from RefSeq and is a predicted model, not a curated record. The transcript has 11 exons. Bases 239 to 1711 code for a protein of 490 amino acids. Gene Ontology annotation, molecular function: calcium ion binding; ATP transmembrane transporter activity. NCBI's taxonomy places the organism in Eukaryota, Metazoa, Chordata, Actinopteri, Syngnathiformes, Syngnathidae.
UGGUGCGUGUUUCGCUUCCUGGUUCCUGAAGAGGAGGCGCUCGCAAGUUGUCGCGACACUCGAAGAUAGGUUUGUUUUGUGCAACAGCACUUCAUGGGCAACAAACACUUUCUUCGUACCACCAUGUCCACAGAGAUUUUGUGUGAUCGCUUGGUGUCCAGUUUGAGUCCGUAUCCUCUGCAUCGUGCCAUGGAAGUCAGGAGGUAAAGAUCGUACGCACGCCUAAGUGGGCACCGUCAUGGCCCCGACAAGGAUUUGGCACCUCUUGGCCCAUUGCCAGGACAGAACCCCCUGUGGACCAGAUGAGGAGAGGGAGAAAUUCUGGGAGGAGCUGUUUGAUCAGCUAGAUCUCAAUAAAGAUGGAUACAUUGACAUACAUGAAUUACGUAAAGGGCUGGCGGGUCGGGGACUAUCCAGAGCUUCACUGGAGAAGAUUGUCGAGGCAGGGGACACCAACGAGGAUGGAGUGCUUGACUUUGAAGAAUUCACUCAGUACUUUCGUACUCACGAAAAGCAGCUCAAACUCAUGUUUCAAAGCCUGGACAAGAAUAAUGAUGGUGAGAUAGAUGCAACGGAGAUCCAGCAAUCUCUACGUGCUGUUGGCUUAAACAUCAGUCUCAGGGCUGCUACCAAAAUUUUAAAAAGUAUGGACAAGGAUGGGAACAUGACCAUUGACUGGAAUGAGUGGCGGGACUACUUCCUGUUUAACCCUAUCACAAACAUGGCGGAAGUGGCGCGCUACUGGAAACGUUCGAUGAUGUUGGAUUUAGGUGAGCAGAUGACAGUUCCAGAUGAAUUUUCAGAAGAGGAGAAAAGGUCUGGCUAUGUAUGGCGGCAGCUGAUGGCUGGAGCCUUGGCUGGAUCCAUAUCACGGACUGGGACCGCCCCCUUAGAUCGUCUCAAAGUUUUCCGGCAGGUUCAUGGUUCCUCUCUGUUUAGUCGGAACGUGCUGGGAGGUUUUCAGUACAUGCUAAAAGAGGGAGGAGUGCAGUCCUUUUGGAGAGGCAAUGGAAUCAACGUUCUUAAAAUCGCCCCAGAGACUGCAAUCAAAUUUACAGCUUACGAAAAGAUCAAGCAUAUAAUGUUUGGCAGAAAGGAUACCAAAAAUCUGAGGGUUCAUGAAAGGUUUCUCGCUGGCUCGUUAGCUGGUGCGACUGCUCAGACGGUCAUCUACCCACUGGAGGUGCUGAAAACCCGACUCACGCUUCGAAAAACAGGCCAGUUCUCAGGAAUGUCUGACUGCGCCAAGCAGAUCCUGCAGAGGGAAGGCGCUGCGGCCUUCUACAAGGGUUACGUGCCUAACAUGUUGAGUAUUGUGCCUUACGCCGGCAUUGACCUGGCAAUCUACGAGACACUGAAGUUUGCCUGGCUAAGCGGGAACAGAGGAGUUGCAGACCCAGGGGUGAUGGUCCUGGUUGGCUGUGGGGCAAUCUCCAGUACCUGUGGGCAGUUGGCAAGUUACCCUCUUGCAGUGAUCCGCACCCGAAUGCAAGCUCAAGCCUCAAUGAAAGGAUCCGCAAUGCCAUCAAUGUCUGCCUUGAUUCGCACCGUUUUGACCCAAGAGGGUGUCGCCGGCCUGUAUCGAGGAAUUUCCCCCAAUUUGCUGAAAGUCAUCCCUGCUGCCAGCGUGUCCUACGUUGCAUACGAGUACACCAGGAUAGCUCUAGGAGUGGAUGUGGCGGGUAGGCAGGGAGAGAAAGGGAAGGUUUAAAAAUGUGUGGAUGGUUUGAUGUGACUUCCACCUACAAGAUGGGUGUCAAACUCAAGGCCCAGGGGCCAGAUACGGCCCGCCACAUCAUUUUAUGUGGCCCGCGAAGACAAAUUGUUAUCACUUUAAAAAAUAGAGAUAUUCCUGGUAAUUUUUAUUACCAUUCGCAUUUUUUAAAUAUUUGAACAAUUUUUACGAGUCUCUGAUUUCAAAACUAGUUAUUCAUCAGUUCGUUGUGUAGACCAUACUGCGUUGACAGUCAUAGUUGCCCUCCGAUGGAAACUAUGGCUACAACGCAGCUAGUGACCAAAAUGAGUUUGACACCCCUGAUCUACAAGAUUUGCUCUGAUCUGUUAAACCUGCAUGAAAAGGUGGAUUUUGAUGGUGGAUGGAUUCACAGUCCUGUGACUGCACGUCUUGAUGAGCAAAUGAUAAAAGUGAUAGCGCUGCCCUGCAUUUGGAUGACCUCGCAAGAUGCCAUGAACAGAUUGAUGUGAGUUGCAUUGCUCUGUAUGUACCUACUACCAUCUGCAUUUAUAUUUACAAGUGACAACUUGCGUGAACUUACCUGAGAAGCACUGUAAAGGGGUUCUGUGUUUCCAAAUUGCAAGAGGAUUUUUCAGCCUUUUCUUCUCCUCACAGGUGUUAUGUAGAGAAGACUGUUGAGAGCAUUGUUGCAGCGUCUGAAGGUCGCCAUAAGUGGUUAAGAGUGAAAUGACUCAAGCAAAUGGAAGUAACACAAGAAGCUCAUUAAACAGUAGCUAUCAGCACAACAGUUAUAACAGCAUAACAGUUAUCACUCAAAUAGUGAAUUUUGAAUACUAUCAUUUGAAAUGGUCUUGUUUCAAGCAAAACUCUGAAGGACUGUACACUUGCACUGGUCACCUCUGGAGAUGAUGUCUCACAGCCUCGCUCAAAUGAUGAUCAGCAAGUAGAGGAGUUUGAGUCAACUUUGAAAAACACUACAUUGUCAAUUGUAUUCUCACCUACAAGAUUUUUAUUUUUCAAGAAAUACUUUUUGUAGCUAUAUUUAUGUUCCAAUUGUUAUAUUUACAAUAAAUGCAGAUGUGAAUUUUA